Messenger RNA from Daldinia childiae, 1638 nucleotides. RefSeq lists its product as uncharacterized. Gene Ontology annotation, cellular component: mitochondrion. NCBI's taxonomy places the organism in Eukaryota, Fungi, Ascomycota, Sordariomycetes, Xylariales, Hypoxylaceae. The coding region runs from base 1 to 1638 and encodes 545 amino acids. The record is from RefSeq and is a predicted model, not a curated record. Gene Ontology annotation, molecular function: catalytic activity; FAD binding. The transcript has 2 exons.
AUGGCUUGCAGGUCAAGACUCGCUCCCGCUUUGAACCGGGUAGCAAUACCGAGUUUAAGAAGAUCCAUAGCGGUUAUCAACCCGGUCACAUCUGCUGUGCGAUGUAUAUCAAGCACGGCCCCGAGGAGGUUCCGAGAAUCUAGUGUAAGAUGCGCCGGAUUCACAACCGAUUCCUACCCCGAAAUCAAGCGGGAUGGCCGUUUUGCUCAGAUAACAAAUGAGCACGUGGACUAUUUUAAGAACCUUCUCGGCAAGGAUUCGGCUAUCGUCGACGGUGUAACCGGAAAUGCUGGGGAAGAUGAAAUAGAACCAUUCAAUAUGGACUGGAUGCGGAAGUACAAGGGUCAUUGCAAGUUGGUGCUGAAACCGGGAUCUACCGAGGAAGUCAGUAAGAUCCUGAAGUAUUGUAAUGAAAACAUGUUGGCUGUUGUCCCUCAAGGAGGUAAUACCGGUCUUGUCGGCGGCUCUGUACCUGUAUUCGAUGAGAUCGUCGUCAGCACUAGCCGAAUGAACCAGAUCCGAUUCUUUGAUGAAGUGAUCGGCGUCCUAGUUGCGGAUGCAGGCGUCGUACUAGAAGUAGCCGACCAGUUCCUUGCCGAGAAGGGUUAUAUCUUCCCCUUAGACCUUGGUGCUAAGGGCUCCUGCCACAUCGGCGGCAAUGUCUCGACCAACGCUGGCGGACUGCGGUUGUUGCGGUACGGAAGUUUACACGGGACCGUCUUAGGCGUCGAAGCUGUUCUUCCUGACGGGACAAUCUUGAAUGACUUGAGCAGGUUACGGAAGAACAACACCGGCUACGACCUGAAGCAGCUCUUCAUUGGCGCAGAAGGAACCAUUGGAAUGAUUACUGCAGUAUCGAUACACUGCCCCCAACGAUCCAAAGCUGUUAAUGUUGCGUUCCUUGGUGUUGAAUCUUACGAUAAGCUCCUGCAGGCUUUCAGAGAAGCUAAGACGCAGCUUGGUGAAAUCUUAUCUGCCUUCGAAUUGAUGGAUUCCCAGAGUCAGGAUAUUUUUCACAAGGUCAAGGGAAACAAGCGACCGCUCGAUGGCGAACACCCUUUCUACUGUCUAAUAGAGACAAGCGGUUCAAACUCGGAACAUGAUAGCGAGAAGUUGGAAAGCUUCCUCGAAGAUCUCAUGACCAAGGAGAUUGUCAGCGAUGGUGUCAUGGCACAAGAUGAGACCCAGUUCAGGUCGCUAUGGAGCCAAAGAGAAGGUAUUACGGAGACCUUAGGGCAUUGGGGUGGUGUAUACAAAUACGACGUGUCUAUUCCCAUAAAAGAAAUGUACCAGCUUGUGGAAGAUACUAGGAAGAGGCUAGAAGACGCAGGGCUAAAGGAUGGCACCGAUGAGUCCCCUGUCGUCGACGUUGUUGGUUACGGUCAUAUGGGAGAUUGCAACUUACACCUAAAUAUUGCAGUGCGAAGAUAUGACAAGAAGGUAGAGGAGGCUCUCGAGCCGUUUGUUUACGAGUGGAUCAGCAAGAGGAAUGGCAGUAUCAGUGCCGAGCACGGCUUAGGUAUUGCCAAGAAGAAGUACAUCGGGUAUAGCCGCAAUGACACCACGAUAGGAUUGAUGAAGCAAAUUAAGAACCUCUACGAUCCGAAUGGCAUUAUGAACCCUUACAAGUACAUUUAG